Messenger RNA from Ylistrum balloti, 651 nucleotides. RefSeq names its product dynein light chain Tctex-type 5-B-like. Lineage: Eukaryota; Metazoa; Mollusca; Bivalvia; Pectinida; Pectinidae. Gene Ontology annotation, cellular component: cytoplasmic dynein complex; cytoplasm. The record is from RefSeq and is a predicted model, not a curated record. The transcript has 2 exons. Bases 1 to 651 code for a protein of 216 amino acids. Gene Ontology annotation, biological process: microtubule-based movement. Gene Ontology annotation, molecular function: dynein intermediate chain binding.
AUGGCAACAGAAAAACAACUAACCAUGCAGGCGUUAAUGGAUCAUGACAGAGUACAACCAAAAUUUAAGGCUCCAAAGGGUCCCGCAACACACACUUCUUCAACCAAGGAAAAGAAAGAGGAUGGGGAAGAGCGACGACCUCGACUCACCUCGACCAGUGAAUCACAAAAAUCUGUCACCACAUCUAAGCCGAGUGGAAUGAACUUUUUCAAAUUGGUUGCUGCUACGAGGGCAUGGCAACGAUUAGCUAAGAAAAGGGCAGCUCAGAACGCAGUAUCAAAACCUGCCAUACAAUAUGAAAACACAUACAGAUUGGAGCCAGCUGAUGGUGCUAAGUUUGUACCGUCUAAAGUAGAAAAUAUUAUAAAAGACAUUUUAGAAGCCCGACUUCGUGACUUUAAAUACCGUGCAAUGUUUGUUAAAAACCUCACCACCGAUCUAUCAAAUGUGAUAAAUCAGCGGGUAAAGGCGCUAGGAUUCCCACGCUAUAAAUUUGUUUGUAAUGUGGUAAUAAUGGAAAACAAAGAUCAGGGAGUGGAAGUCGCGAGCAGGUGCGUUUGGAACCCAAGCACCGACAACUUUGCCACAUACACUUACAGGAAUGCUACGACAAUAGCGACCGCUCAUGUGUACGGUGUCUAUUUUGAAUGA